Molecule: messenger RNA, 2529 nt
Organism: Myotis davidii
Lineage: Eukaryota; Metazoa; Chordata; Mammalia; Chiroptera; Vespertilionidae
Gene: VPS51
Product: VPS51 GARP complex subunit
Exons: 13
Coding region: 1-2358 (785 amino acids)
Biological process (GO): Golgi organization; Golgi vesicle transport; lysosomal transport
Cellular component (GO): GARP complex; EARP complex; membrane
Source: RefSeq, a predicted model, not a curated record
AUGGCUGUCCUGGGACCUUCCCCAUGCCCCUUAGGAUUCCCGGAAGUGCCUCCUUACUACGGCCUCUCGGAGGGGGAGGCGGCGGGGCGCCCCCCGGGGUCGGACCCCCUGGACCCGACAGACCUCAACGGGGCGCACUUCGACCCGGAAGUGUAUCUGGACAAGGCGCACGGGAUGCUGAAGCUUUACUACGGCCUCUCGGAGGGGGAGGCGGCGGGGCGCCCCCCGGGGUCGGACCCCCUGGACCCGACAGACCUCAACGGGGCGCACUUCGACCCGGAAGUGUAUCUGGACAAGCUGCGCAGAGAGUGCCCCCUGGCCCAGCUGAUGGACAGCGAGACGGACAUGGUGCGGCAGAUCCGGGCCCUGGACAGCGACAUGCAGACCCUGGUCUAUGAGAACUACAACAAGUUCAUCUCGGCCACAGACACCAUUCGCAAGAUGAAGAAUGAUUUCCGGAAGAUGGAGGAUGAGAUGGACCGGCUGGCCACCAACAUGGCUGUGAUCACAGACUUCAGCGCGCGCAUCAGUGCCACACUGCAGGACCGCCACGAGCGCAUCACCAAGCUGGCAGGGGUCCACGCGCUGCUGCGGAAGCUGCAGUUCCUCUUCGAGCUGCCCUCGCGCCUCACCAAGUGCGUGGAGCUGGGCGCCUACGGGCAGGCAGUGCGUUACCAGGGCCGUGCGCGAGCUGUGCUGCAGCAGUACCAGCACCUGCCCUCGUUCCGUGCCAUCCAGGAUGACUGCCAGGUCAUCACAGCUCGUCUGGCCCAGCAGCUACGGCAGCGCUUCAGGGAGGGAGGCUCCGGUGCCCCUGAGCAGGCGGAAUGCGUGGAGCUGCUGCUGGCCCUGGGCGAGCCCGCAGAGGAGCUGUGUGAGGAGUUCCUGGCACAUGCCCGAGGGCGGCUGGAGGAAGAGCUGAAAAGCCUGGAGGCAGAGCUGGGGCCCUCCCCUCCUGCCCCUGACGUGUUAGAAUUUACCGACCGCGGAGGCAGCGGCUUUGUGGGUGGCCUCUGCCAGGUGGCCACAGCCUACCAGGAGCUGUUUGCGGCCCAGGGCCCAGCAGGUGCGGAGAAGCUGGCGGCCUUUGCCCAGGAGCUGGGCGGCUGCUACUUUGCGCUGGUGGAGAGGCGGCUGGCGCAGGAGCAAGGUGGCAGUGACAACUCGCUGCUGGUGCGGGCACUGGACCGCUUCCACCGGCGCCUGCGAGCUCCGGCCCGGGAGCGCCUGGGCCACCACCUGCAGGGCCUGCGGGCGGCCUUCCUGGGCUGCCUAACGGACGUGCGGCAGGCGCUGGCUGCACCUCGCUUGGCCGGGAAGGAAGGCCCUGGCCUGGCCGAGUUGCUGGCCAAUGUGGCCAGCUCCAUCCUGAGCCACAUCAAGGCCUCGCUGGCUGCUGUACACCUCUUCACCGCCAAGGAGGUGUCUUUCUCCAACAAGCCCUACUUCCGGGGCGAGUUCUGCAGCCAGGGCGUCCGUGAGGGCCUCAUCGUGGGUUUCAUCCGGUCCAUGUGCCAGACGGCUCAGAGCUUCUGUGACAGCCCUGGGGAGAAGGGAGGUGCCACGCCACCUGCCCUGCUCCUGCUCCUCUCCCGCCUCUGCCUGGACUAUGAGACGGCCACCAUCUCCUACAUUCUCACCCUCACUGACGAACAGUUUCUGGUGCAGGACCAGUCUCCAGUGACACCUGUGAGCACACUGUGUGCAGAGGCCAGGGAGACGGCACGGCGGCUGCUGACCCACUAUGUGAAGGUGCAGGGCCUGGUCAUAUCGCAGAUGUUGCGCAAGAGUGUGGAGACGCGGGACUGGCUCAGUACCUUGGAGCCCCGGAAUGUGCGCGCUGUCAUGAAGCGGGUGGUGGAGGACACGACGGCUAUUGAUGUGCAGGUGGGGCUCCUGUACGAAGAGGGUGUCCGCAAGGCCCAGAGCAGUGACUCCAGCAAGAGGACCUUCUCCGUGUACAGCAGCUCCCGGCAGCAGGGCCGCUAUGCACCCAGCUAUACACCCAGUGCCCCAAUGGACACCAACCUCUUGAGCAACAUCCAGAAGCUGUUCUCUGAGCGUAUUGAUGUGUUCAGCCCUGUUGAGUUCAACAAGGUGUCAGUGCUGACCGGCAUCAUCAAGAUCAGCCUGAAGACGCUGCUGGAGUGCGUGCGGCUGCGCACCUUUGGGCGCUUUGGGCUGCAGCAGGUGCAGGUGGACUGCCACUUUCUGCAGCUCUACCUGUGGCGCUUCGUGGCCGACGAGGAGCUUGUGCACCUGCUGCUGGACGAGGUGGUGGCCUCAGCUGCCCUGCGAUGCCCGGACCCAGUGCCCAUGGAACCCAGUGUGGUAGAGGUCAUCUGCGAGCGCGGCUAGGCCAGGCCAUUGUCAUGCACAGGCUGGCCAGCUGCCCCAACCCGCGCAUCCCUGGACCUCUAGUCCCCGCGGCCCUUCCCCUCUCACGCAAGACCCAAAAAAUAAAGAUGUGCCGUCUCCUCCCUCUGGCUUGCAGGGGCGGGACUUGAGGAGGUGGAGUUGUGAGGCUGA